AUGACGGCCAGCAGCCGCCGCCACGCCCGCUUGCCGGUUGUCGCGCCGUUGUACGACGACGACCUACUCUUCGAGAUUCUUGUCCGCCUUCCCCCGCAGCCCUCCUCCCUCCCGCGCGCCUCCCUCGUCUGCAAGCGCUGGCGCCGCCUCGUCUCCGACCCCGCCUUCUGCCGCCGCUUCCGCCUCCGCCACCGCCGCAGCGCUCCUCUCCUCGGGUUCUUCGACAUAUUCUGUAACAUCUCCUUCAUACCUACUCUGGAGGCCCCCAACCGUAUCCCUCCCGGCCGCUUCUCCUUGCAGCUCGACCACGGGGACGGCGACUUCAUGUCCCUUGGAUGCCGCCAUGGUCUCGUGCUCAUCUACCUUAGGAAGCGCCUCCAGAUCCUGGUGUGGGACCCCGUCACCGCCGACCAGCACCGCCUCGCCAUUCCCCCGGGGGUUGCGGCAUGUGGGGGGAAGACCCCGAUCAACGGGGCGGUGCUUCGCGCUCCUGGAGACGUCCAACACUUCCAGGUGGUCUUGGUAGUGGCAUAUGAUGAUGACCAACAACACAGACGAGCGCUCGCCUGUGUUUACUCGUCGAAGACCGGCUUAUGGGGAGAUCCCAUCUCAACACUCUUUCCAUACCAGGCGGUCGAGGCAAAUGUAUUCAGUUUUGCCACCCUCAUUUCUACGGAUGUCGCUGUGCUAGCUGGAGAUUCCCUUCACUGGGUGCUUGCUGGGAAUUUCAAUGGCAUUCUCGAGUUUGAUUUGGAGAAGCAGGGGCUAGCUGUGAUACGGCUGCCAGAGGAGGUCAACUGCUGGAAGCUUAUGCGGGCAGAGGGCGGUGGGCUUGGUCUCCUCGGGAUGUCAGACUCAAACUCGAACACCCAGUUAUGGAAGAGGAAGACCAAUUGUGAUGGUGUUGCUUCAUGGGUGCUUGGAAUGACUAUUGAUCUGGAGAAUAUACUUCCUCUGAAACCAGAGGAGAAAGGGACCAUUGCGAUACUAGGGCUUGCUGAAGACAAUAAUGUGUUGUUGCUGUGGACAAUUAUUGGUCUCUUCGUGGUCGAUCUUGAGUCAUUAAAGUUCAAGAAGCUUUUCCAAACCAUGAUAAUUUCUCAGUACUAUCCAUUCGAAAGUGUCUACACUGCAGUGAUGCUUGUGAAUCUCCCUUUCCUCUCAAUCCUCUUGGUGCCGCCGCCGCUGCGCACAGGGCACAUCUCACGCGAUGGCGGCUUCUUCAGCCAAGGCGCUCACUAUCCUCCUGCCCUCCUCCACGUCUCCUCGCCUCCACCCCACCCACUUCAUGUGCGUUGCUUCUCCAAGAUUGAGGCAUGGUACUCGGCGGCUGCGGCAAAGGAACUGGUGGAGCGCGAGCUGACCAGUUCAACGGAGGCAGGAGCAUGGAGCAGCGGCAGCAGCAUGAAACAGACAUUGCUGGUGGACAUGGUGGAGCUGAUCUUUUGCACAAGACAUAAGAUGAUUGUCCAGUUAUAUAUGCUAUGUGAUGUACCGGUUGAGCAGGAUCUACAGUUACAUUUUGUUGGCUGAGAUGCAGAAGUUGCUUGUCAAGUGUAGUUUCUUCCAUCUGUAUGCUCGACGCCGAGAUUGAGCCUCUAUGUAGCAUGCAGUCUUCAGCUCUGAAGUGAACCUGUAGGAAUUAAUCGCUUGAUUUGCUAAUUUCAGUAGACAUUCGGCGACUGGCAUGAAGGCGCAUUGGCCUGCUUCGAUUUAAUUUGCCUUGUGAGACAAGCAUGUUGUCAUGAGCUUAAACUAUCAACUGAUCUUGCUUGCAUUUUAUUAUCUUCUGUGUUGUAUCAGCAGGGAGAGGUUUUGA
Molecule: messenger RNA, 1819 nt
Organism: Triticum dicoccoides
Lineage: Eukaryota; Viridiplantae; Streptophyta; Magnoliopsida; Poales; Poaceae
Exons: 5
Coding region: 1-1533 (510 amino acids)
Molecular function (GO): protein binding
Source: RefSeq, a predicted model, not a curated record